AUGCGACUGACAAAUGGGAAGAAUGUAGCAACCGGCUCCUCAUCCAACCAUCAGAAAUUCGCGACCGACCUGGAAGCCGCGACUCGCCGCCUGGAAGACACGGACAAAGCGGGCAACGAAUUGAUCAAGAAAAACACCAAGGAACUGGAUGGAGUCCAGGCCAGGCACCUGCAGCUUCACGCCCUCUGGGAACGACUCCACCGACUUCGACAGCAGACGGAGGAGAACCUCACCAGAGCCUCGAGGUCAGCUCCCGUCACCCUUACAAAACGUCCAAUCCCAGGUGGACGUCCCUUGGAUGCCUCCAGGCGGACGUCCCUUGGAUGCCUCCAGGCGGACGUCCCUUGGAUGCCUCCAGGUGGACGUCCCUUGGAUGCCUCCAGACAGUCUCACGCCUUCAGGUUGGAGCAGUUGAACCUUGCCUGCGACCGCGUCAGAGACCGACUGGAGGACGCCCUCCGCGAGCAUCCCGACCCGGUCCACGCCCUCCGCUCACGCCCCGACCCGGUCCACGCCCUCCGCUCACGCCCCGAGGCACUCGCUCUCGUUCGAGAGGAACUCGAUCGGGUGGCUCUCGAGGCCGAUUCGGCGAUGUCGUCGUAUCCGGACGAGGCAGCGAACAUUGCAGCAAGGCAAAGGGAGCUCCAAAUCCUCUGGGAGAAAUUAAAGGAAAAUGCGGCAGACAGGAGGAACAGAUCGGAGGAAGAUACCAACCGAGAAAUCUUCCUCGCCGACGCCAAGAACUUGCUCGACUGGAUGAGAACCGCGAUGGAAACUCUGAGCGCAGACGACCCAGCGAGAGACGUGGCAACUGCCGAAGAAUCGCUCAGGACGCACGCCGAACUGGGCGACCAAAUCCGAGCUCGCGACGCCGAAAUCGAAAAAGUGACGGAGCGGGGGCGGAAUCUCCUGCAGAGGAGUCCAGAGACGAAAGAUGCCAUUCGCGACGCUCUCGAGCGACUUCAGGUGCGACUCCAUUCCUCCUCCUCGCGACAUCCACCGCAACAAACAGCAACCACUUGCCACUUGCUACAGUCGGAGUCGGAAGCGACGAAGCGAGGCUGGCAGGCGAGGGACGACCGACUGAGGCAUCGCCGCGACCGCCUGCGCUUCGAGGGGGAGGCCAGGCGCCUCGACGCGGCCGCGGCGGGGCACGAGGCUCUCCUGCGAUCCUCGUGCCUCGAUGCGGCGGCGGCGGGGCACGAGGACGAGGUGGAGGCUCUCCUCAAGGGCCACGAGGAUUUCGAGAGGAAGCUCGUCGUCGAAGACGAGAGAGCGAAGGCGUUGAGCGAGAUGGCCGACCGACUGAUCGAGGCCAACGCCGACGAGGCCGACGAGGCCGACGAAGUCGACAAGCGCAGGAAGCAGACCCUGGCGAGGCGAGAGGCCGCGAAGGAGAAAGCGGCCGAACGGAGACGACGACUGCUCUCGUCCCAGGACUUUCACCUGUUCCAGGCCGACGCCGACGCCAUGCUCGCGUGGAUGGCCUCCAGGACCGACGAAUCCGAUCGCGACCCGCGGAACCUCGCGAGAAACCUCCGAAAGCACGAGGCCCUCGAGCAAGAACUGCAAUCCUACGAGGGGAAACUGCACGAUCUGACCCAGGCCAGUCUCGCCGGCCAGUCCCUCGUCACCCACGGCCACCCCCGAAGCAAAGACCUCCAGCACACCCUGGACACCCUCAACGAAAGCUGGAAGCAAUUCACUCGCCUCACCAAGGACAAAGGCGAGGAACUCCGGCAAGCUUCAGCCCAGCUCGGACACAACAGGACUCUGGAAGACGCAAGGCAAAAGGCAGAAGAAUUUGAAUCCAGCCUCCAAUCCACCGACCGCGGAACCGACCUGAGAAGCGCGAAGCAGCUGCUCCAUAACCAUCAGAUACUGGAGCAUGCCAUGACCGAAUGGGAGGCCAAGGUCAAUGACCUUAAGGGCGUCAAGGACGACGAAACAGCAGAGAAAGGUCGCCUCGAAGUCCUCAAAGAAAAGCGAGUGACACUUGAAUCAUUCGCCAGCUUGAAAGCGGCGGCAGCCCGCCGACGCACCGCCCUCGAGGAGUCCCUGCGAACGCACGAGUUCCUCGCAGAAGUGGACGCUCGGCUGCGAUGGAUCGAGGCGCGCCUGCCCGCGGCCUGCUGCGACGUCCGGAGUCUCACGGAGGCGCGGAGCCUCGAGAGGAGGCACGAGGCGCUGCUGGAGGAGCUGGCGGGGUAUGGAGGGUCCGUGGAGGCGACUCUCGGGCGGGCAGAUGGGGUGAGUCUUCCGGGAGGUUGGAGGUCUGUUGCGGGGUCAACGGGGAGUCGCGGUUCUCUGGUGGAGGGGAGGUGCAAGGAGUUGAGGGAUGCGUGGGAGGACCUCCUCGAGAAGGCGAAAGAAUGGGGGGAUCGCGUCCGGAGAUCUCUCGAGGCCCAGCGGUACUUCGCCGACGCCGACGAGGUCGAAAUCCGAAUGACAGAAAAACGGGACGUUUUCCUGUCCAAGGAUCGUGGAAAAGACGAGGAGGCUGCCAAGGCUCUCCUUGCCAGACACGAGGUCUGCCAGAUCCAAUUCGGUCACCAAUCGUGUCAAAUCCGAAGCCUUGCGCUUUUGCAUAAGUACCAGUACUUGCAGUCCCAGGAGCAGGAGCUGGAUUCGCUCUGUCGCCUGGUGACGGAAAUGGAGUCCACCGCCCAAAAAAUGAUCGAAUCCGGCCACCCCGACUCGAAAAGGAUCCGAAACCGCCAGGACGCCCUUUCUCGCCAGACAAAGUACCUGCAGAAAGCGGCAGACGCCCUCCGCCAUAACCUGACCCAGUCCCUCCACCGCCACGCCCACUCGCGAGAGACCGAAGACCUCCACGAGUGGCUGGACCGGAUGACCCGAGCCGCCUCGUCCGACGACCACGCCACCGACUACGAGCACCUCCUCGACCUCCAAGGCGAGCUGAACGACUUGAAACUCGAAGCGGAGGCAGGGACGAAGCGACUCGAGCAGUGCGAGGAGGCCAAGAAGCGGAUCGGAAUUCCUCAUUUUUCCGAGGGAGACGAACUCAGUGAAGAGGUUGGCGAAGGAGAAGAAGACACGGCCGAGAACUCAGAAAAGCUACGGGAGAAAAUGGGGAAGCUGUUCGAGCAGAUCCAGGCAAGGACCCAGCAACUGGACGCGGCUGGGGAGAUCCACCGCUUCGACCGAGACGCGGCCGAGGUCCUCACCAGCAUGCAGACGGAAUUUCCGACGAACGACGACCUCGGCAAGGACCUCGGCUCCGUGCGGAGCCUCAUCGAAAAGCACGAAGGGCUCGAAAAAGACCUGGUCGCCCUGGACGUCCGGCUGCAGUCGCUGACGGACGAAGCAGCCAGGUUGCAAGCGAAGCAUCAGGGAGAAAACGCAGCGCGCGUGAAAGAGCAACAGUUGAAGUUGGCCCGAGAACGGACCAAACUCCAAGAGAGGACCAGCCAGAGAAAAAAGGCGCUGGAAGAAUCCCUUCAGCUGCAGGAAUUCCUCUCGGCCGUUCGCGAUUUGGUGACUUGGGCCUCGGAUCUCCGGAGAACCAUGACCGAGGAAAAAGUACGGGAUCCUUCCUCGGCCCUGACCUUCAAGGCCGAGCACGAAGGCCUCAAAGUCGAAAUCGACUCAAGGGAGGAGAACUUCCGCCAGGUGAUCGAGGCUGGAAAGAUCAUCGUCUCAGACGGACACCACGCAACUCAGGUUAACCAGCAGCUGGACCAGGUGGAGGAAGAGCGGCAGAAGCUUCACGCGGCCUGGCAUCGCAAGAAAGUCUGCCUCGACCAACUCGUCGACCUCCAUGCUUUCCUUCGAGACGUGGAGCGGCUUUCCGCUACUGCUGCCGCCCAAGCGGCGGCACUGACGAACUCGCAUCUGGGCUCCACCGUGGAAGAGUUGGACGCUCGCGUGAAAAAGCAAGAGACAAUCGAUGAAUCGAUCGCAGCCGAAGACGAGAAACUGGCCGCCCUGCAAUCGCACGGAGCGGCGCUGAUCCACCAGAGCCACCCCGACAGCUCCACCCUCCAGGCGAAGCUGGAGGAAGCGACAGAGCUGAGGAAGCGCGUGCGGGAGCUCGCUGCCGAUUUGAGGAAGCGUCUCACAGAUGGACUCGUCUGCGCUCGGUUCUAUCGGAAUGCGUAUGAUGCCAUGGCAUGGAUUGCCGAAAGGCGCAAGAAAAUCCAGUUGGAAUCCCGGACGGUCGCAGCUGAGACGAGUCACGAGGUGAACAAGAAAUUGCAGUUGUACAAAGCUUUUGAAGCGGAGCUGGCAGCCCACGAGCCCACGAUCAAGGACAUCCAGAAAAACGGUGCCCAGCUCCUCCAAAAAGAUCACCCGUCUUCUCCCGAAAUCCAGCAUCAUCUAGACGAACUGAAGCAAGCUUGGAUCGCACUUGAUGAUGAGACCAAGAGCCUCGGUCGCGACCUCGAAGAGGUUCAAUGUAUCCUUCAAUUUAACGCGCAACUCGAGGAACUGGAUCAGCGGAUUCAAGAGAAGGAGGCGAUGGUGAACGCGAGAGACACCGGACGAGAUUAUGAGCAUUGUCUCAGUCUGCAUAAGAAGCUGGAAGACACAGACAUGCACGUUGAGGAAUCCCAACUACAAGCCAUCAACGCCCUGGCCGACCAGCUGGGAUGCAGCGACAUGCAACAGAAACGAGACGAGCUGAAGAGCAAGUGGAUGGCCCUGUUAGAAUCAAUGAGCGAGUACAGAGAGCAGUUGGCUGGCGCUUUGGAAUUCCACGCAUUCAAUCGGGACGUGUUCGACACCCUCGAUCGCAUCGCCGAGAAGUCCAAUGCUCCCUCCGUCGAUACGGGGAAGAUUCUGGCUCGGGUCGAGACACUGCAGCGGAAACAGGACGAAAUCGAACGAGACAUUCCCAUCAUCGAAAGCAAAAUCACGGCUUUGGAGAACGAAGCCCAGCGCCUGGCGCAGCUGCAUCCGGACGCCGCCGCGUCGAUCGUGCAGAAGCUCUCCGACCUCCAGGAACGCCGGCAGGCCCUGACGCAGGAGUGCGAGGCUCGCCGGCAGCAGCUGGCCGACGCCCACGCCCUACAGUGGUUCGAGUCGCAACUGAAAGAGCUGGAGGAGUGGGUGGAAGAGACGCGGGAGGCGAUGAGCAGCAGGGGAGUCCCCAGCUGCGAUGCCAAGGAGGAGUCCGUGCUCCGACUCCAUCAGGAACGAAAGGCUGAGAUCGACGGGAAGCAGGAGGCCUUCGAGUCCCUCGAGGAUUUCGGUCGUCGUCUCAUCCAACAGAAUCACUGGGCCAAAGACGAGGUCAAGGAAGCAGUCGAGUAUUUAGAGGAAAUGAGACGAUCCUUGAGUGCCCUCUGGGAGGAACAGACGCACUCGUUUCAGGCCUUGCCAGACAAAGCGAUCUUCAAACAGGCCGACGAGGUCGACGAGUGGCUUGCAGACAAGGAGGCCUUCCUCAGUAACGAUGACCUCGGGGAUUCCCUGGAUGCUGUCGAGACUUUGAUGCGAGAGCAUGAGGCGUUCGAGAAAACGCUGCAUCAAUCACACACAGCGAAAGUCGACCGACUCGAGAAAUCCGCCAUGAAGCUGAUUGCCGAGAACCAUCCCGACGGCCAGGCCAUCCAGCAUCGCCUGAGCGAGGUCCUAAAAAAAAGAGAUCUCCUAAUGGAAAACUCCGCGAUCCGCUCUCGCAAACUCGCCGAAUCCCGGCAACUCCAACAAUUCCUGAUUCGCAUGGCGGAAGCAUCUACCCGGAUAGCCGAGAAGAAGCAGGCCGCCCUCGACCAUCGAGACUCUACGACCCUCCAAAGCGACAUGAAAUCCCUACAGGAACUCGACGCCGAGAUCCUCUCCUGCAAAGCUCGCGUUGACCAGGAAGGAGAAAAGCUGAUCGGGAACGGACACUUCGCAGCCGAGGACAUCCGACAGCGGCUGGACGAAUCCGCCCGGCUCUGGCAGGGACUGCUGGACGCAUCCCAAGAGAAACAACAGCAACUGCAGGAAUUCCUCUCAUCUGUUCGCGAUUUAGUGACUUGGGCCUCGGAUCUCCGGAGCACCAUGACCGAGGAAAAAGUACUGGAUCCUUCCUCGGCCCCGACAUACAAGGCCGAGCACGAAGGCCUCAAGGCCGAAAUCGAAUCAAGGGAGGAGAACUUCCGCCAGGUGAUCGAGGCUGGAAAGAUCAUCAUCUCAGACGGACACCACGCAACUCAGGUUAACCAGCAGCUGGACCAGGUGGAGGAAGAGCGGCAGAAGCUUCACGCGGCCUGGCAUCGCAAGAAAGUCUGCCUCGACCAACUCAUCGACCUCCAUGCUUUCCUUCGAGACGUGGAGCGGCUUUCCACUGCUGCUGUCGCCCAAGCGGCGGCACUGGCUAGUUCGGAUGUUGGUUCCACCUUCGAAGAGUUGAACGCUUGCAUGAAAAAACAAGAGGCAUUCGAUGAAUCGAUCGCAGCCGAAGACGAGAAACUGGCCGCCCUGCAAUCGCACGGAGCAGCGCUGAUCCACCAGAGCCACCCCGACACUCCCACCCUCCAGGCGAAGCUGGAGGAAGCGACAGAGCUGAGGAAGCGCGUGCGGGAGCUCGCUGACGAUUUGAGGAAGCGUCUCACCGAUGGACUCGUCUGCGCUCGGUUCUGUCGGGAUGCUUAUGAAGCCACGGUAUGGAUUAACGAGACGCGCAAGAAACUCCAGUUGGAAUCCCAGACGGUCGCAGCUGCGACGAGUCACGACAAGGUGAUCGAGAAAUUGCAAAAUUACCAAGCCUUAAAAGGAGAGCUGGCAGCCCAAGAGCCCACGAUCAAGGACAUCCAGAUGAACGGUGACCAACUUCUUCAAAAUGAUCACCCGUCAUCUCCCGAAAUCCAGCAUCACCUAGACGAACUGAAGCAAGCUUGGAUCGCACUUGAUGAUGAGACCAAGAGCCUCGGUCUCGACCUCGAAGAGGCUCAAUGGACCCUUCAAUUCAACUCGAAAGUCGAGGAACUGGAUCAGCGGAUUCGAGCGACAGAGGCGAUGGUGAACGCGAGAGAUACAGGACGAGAUUAUGAGCAUUGUCUCAGUCUGCAUAAGAAGCUGGACGACACAGACAUGCAGGUUGAGGAAUCCCAACUACAAGCCAUCAACGCCCUGGCCGACCAGCUGGGAUGCAGCGACAUACAACAGAAACGAGACGAGCUGAACCGCAAGUGGAGGGCCCUGUUAGAAUCAAUGAGAGAGUACAGAGAGCAGCUGGGUGGAGCUUUGGAAUUCCACGCAUUCAAUCGGGACGUAAUCGACACCCUCGAUCGCAUCGCCGAGAAGUCCAAUGCUCCCUCCGCCGAUACGGGGAAGACCCUAGCUCAGGUCGAGGCCCUGCAGCGGAAACAGGACGAAAUCGAACGAGACAUUCCCAUCAUCGAAAGCAAAAUCACGGCUUUGGAGACCGAAGCCCAGCGCCUGGCGCAGCUGCAUCCGGACGCCGCCGCGUCGAUCGUGCAGAAGCUCUCCGACCUCCAGGAACGCCGGCAGGCCCUGACGCAGGAGUGCGAGGCUCGCCGGCAGCAGCUGGCCGACGCCCACGCCCUACAGUGGUUCGAGUCGCAAUUGAAAGAGCUGGAGGAGUGGGUGCAGGACAACCGAGAGGCGAUGAGCGGCGGUGACGUCCCCAGUAGCCAGGUCGAGGCGGAGUCAGUGCUCCGACUCCAUCUGGAACGAAAGGCCGAGAUCGACGGGAAGCAGGAGGCCUUCGAGUCCCUCGAGGAUUUCGGUCGUCGACUCGUCCAACAGAAUCACUGGGCCAAAGGCAAAGUCGAAGAAGCGGUCAGACGUUUAGAGGAAAUGAGACGAUCUUUGAGUGCCCUCUGGGAAGAACAGAAGCACAUUUUGAAAUCCUUGCCACGCAAAGCGUUCUUUAAACAGGCCGACGAGGUCGACGAGUGGCUUGCAGACAAGGAGGCCUUCCUCGGUAACGAUGACCUCGGGGAUUCCCUGGAUGCUGUCGAGACUUUGAUGCGAGAGCAUGAGGCGUUCGAGAAAACGCUGCAUCAAUCACACACCGAAAAAGUCGACCGACUCGAGAAAUCCGCCAUGAAGCUGAUUGCCGAGAACCAUCCCGACGGCCAGGCCAUCCAGCAUCGCCUGAGCGAGGUUCUUCAAAGAAGAGAUCUCCUGAAGGAAAACUCCGCGAUCCGCUCUCGCAAGCUCGCCGAAUCCCGGCAACUCCAACAAUUCCUGAUAUGCAUCGAGGAAGCAUCGACCCAGAUAGCCGAGAAGAAGCAGGCCACCCUCGACCAUCGAGGCUCCAGAAACCUCCAAAGCGACAUUAAAUCCCUCCACGCCCUCGACGCCGAGAUCCUCUCCUGCAAAGCUCGCGUUGACCAGGAAGGAGAAAAGCUGAUCGGGAACGGACACUUCGCAGCCGAGGACAUCCGACAGCGGCUGGACGAAUCCGCCCGGCUCUGGCAGGGACUGCUGGACUCUUCCUGCGAAAAGCAACAGCAGCUCCAAGACGUUUUCAAUCGUACAUUGGAUGACCUUGACGUCUGGAUGAAUGAGGUCGAAGGUCACCUCCUGAGCGACGUCCGCGGUCUCGACAUGACUUCGCUACAAGCUCUACUGAAGAAGCAUCGGCGUCUGGAAUCCGACAUUCGUGCGCGUGCUGACCACAUCGAGCGGGUCAAGGUCACAUCUGCUGCAUUCCGCGACAACAAGCAUUUUUUGAAGGAUGAAAUUUACCGGAAGGUUCGAGCUGUCGUCAAGAGGUACGAAUCCCUGCUCGAGUCACUGCGGGACCGUGAGACCGCUCUGAAGGACGCCCAACUCCUCCAUCGGUUCCUCCGGGAAGUGGAGGACGAGCAGGCGUGGAUGUCCGAGAAGGAGGUCAUGCUCCGCUCCGACGAAUCGGGCACGAGCCUCGCUGCCGUCCAGUCGCUCAUGACGAAGCAUCAGGCUCUGGAAGCAAAGAUCCGGAAACACACGCGUGUCGUCAAUCUGGUGACGACAAAGGGGCAGCAGAUGAUAAAAAGCGGGCACUUCGCAUCGACUCAGAUCGACACGAAAGUCAGGGACCUGUCGACACGCAUGGCAGAGCUGAAAGACGCCACCAGCAAGCGGCGGCGGCGUCUUCGGGAAGCAAUAGAGUCCCAGCAGCUCGCCCUGAAGAGGAAGGAGCUUAGAUGGAAGGGAGGCUUCUGUUGCGGCUGGGGCUUUGGGAUUCUUCUGGCGGCUGUGCUGUUCCUGGCAGUCCUCCGUUGGAUGGCAGGCGGCCCUGAGACUCCGGACGGUGAGGAACUCAAUGUAGCAAGAGGAGAAACGUAGCGGUGAUUAAUUGCGUACCGAAGUACCCAUCGAUUCUGGG
Messenger RNA from Darwinula stevensoni, 9292 nucleotides. NCBI's taxonomy places the organism in Eukaryota, Metazoa, Arthropoda, Ostracoda, Podocopida, Darwinulidae. The record is from the annotation of a GenBank genome assembly.